Messenger RNA from Physella acuta, 1056 nucleotides. Its product is annotated as FMRFamide receptor-like. The record is from RefSeq and is a predicted model, not a curated record. Gene Ontology annotation, biological process: G protein-coupled receptor signaling pathway. Gene Ontology annotation, molecular function: G protein-coupled receptor activity. NCBI's taxonomy places the organism in Eukaryota, Metazoa, Mollusca, Gastropoda, Physidae. Gene Ontology annotation, cellular component: membrane.
AUGUCGGCCAACGUGACCCACAACGCGACACAUUUCCACCUGCUUGAUGACGAGAUAACAGCCACGGCUAGCGUCCAAUUUAUCAGUAACGAUAUGAGCUGGUACGCCAUGAAGAUUCUCAUGUUUGGUGUCACCCCCACCAUCUCCCUGUUUGGUGUCAUCGGUAACAUCUUCAGCCUCCACAUCCUCACCAAACACGGACUCCACAAGUGCUCCAACAUCCUGUUGGUCUCUCUGGCCUUCUCGGACAUCAUGUUCCUCAUCUCCUUCAACAGUGUGCCGAAGAUUCUCUACGAGGCCGUCUGGAACCACGAGUACCGAGAGCUGACUCAGCUGGAGGCCCAGGUUUUGUUUGUCUUGUUCAGUCUCUUCACCCUCCUCGACUACACCUUCUGCUCCAACGUCCUCACCCUCCCCAUGCUCGUGACGCUGGAGAGGCUGGUGGUCAUUUUCUUACCGUUAACGUUCAAGCGAGUUAUCACACCCGUUAGGACAUGGAUAGCCGUUCUUGGAGUGACGUCAUAUUUUCUUGCAAUUUUUACCUACACAAGUUUCUGGACUCAGGUCAACCACGCCAACCACACGUCCGACAACCACACGUCCACCUCCGUGUGGUACAUCCAAAAAUCUAGUUUCUUCUCCAACAACCUCCAGUCCGUGUCUGUUGUUGAGAUGAUAUUCACCUACUCCAGCACGACAAUCCCGCCCAUCAUCACAGCGCUUGGGUGUAUUGUCAUAUCUGUGCAGAUAAAGAUCAGCUCUUACAGAAGGCGGCAGAUGACGUCAAAGGCCGUGUCCGGCACACGCACGACCAAAAUGUUGCUGUCGGUGUGUUGUGUUUACCUGGUGACUGCCGCCAUCCUCUCCGUACCCCACUACAUCCCCCAGUACGGCUCGUACAGCCUUACAGAGGAGACGCCCUCCAACCUCGGCAAGGUCCUGUACCAGCUGGUCAACACGGCUGUUUGUGUCAAUAGUUCCAGCAACUUUAUCGUCUACAUCGUCCUCAACAAGAACUUCAGGAAGACUUUCUUACAGCUGUUCCGUCGACGUUGA